Molecule: messenger RNA, 744 nt
Organism: Amaranthus tricolor (Joseph's coat)
Lineage: Eukaryota; Viridiplantae; Streptophyta; Magnoliopsida; Caryophyllales; Amaranthaceae
Exons: 3
Coding region: 240-659 (139 amino acids)
Source: RefSeq, a predicted model, not a curated record
AUGCAGCUAGGUUUUCUUGUUCCACAUUUCUGAUACACCAAAAUCUGAUCUGACUCUGCAAGUGACAGUAUGCUCAGUGGUUGGCCUCCCACGUUAGAGCUUAACUAAGCUAAGGUUUCACCAUUCACGAAAUGCUCAAAUCAUAAAGCACACAUUAAUAUCAUCAGGUAAUAAAUAUAUACUACCACUGUACCUGUGAGAAAGAUAAGCAGGCCGAAAAGGAAGUUGUUGAUACUGAAAUGCAUAAUUACCCUGAUGUCGUACAGAUGGAGAGAAUGGAACAUUCUAGAUCAUAUGAAAAUGAUACUCCCAUGAAGGCAGAAGAAGAUGUUGGUUUAAAAGAGGUGGCUAAUGAGAAGCAUUCUAUGGUUAGUAUUCCUGGCAUGGUUGGGAAGGAGUUCAUGAAAUGUUUGAAGCGUACAAGGAGAUUUCGUGUUCCGGCUGUUAGACGUAUUUAUAUGAGGAAACAUAAGGAAAUCGUCCCUGAAAUGGUUAUGAGGAAGGCAUUUCCAAGUCUUAUUUGGGUAUUGCCAAAUGGCCGUCAAAUUCAUAAAGUAAAGCCAGUCAACCAACACAGUAAUCCAAGUUGUAGCAUGUAUCAUGUACAACUAAGACAAUGGGAGAAGAACAAAAGCAGUCAAGCUAAAUCGAGUAGCUAGUUCAUUAAUGAGUCACUAUAACGAUAGAUACACGUAUAAGGAGAUACACAAUCCAUAUCCAUAUAUAUAUAUAUAUAUAUAUAUA